AUGGAAGAUGCGAUUGCCAAUACUAGAUCAAUUCGAGGGAGGGGAGCUGAUAUAUCAUUUUGGAAAAUGGCGGGAAACAUCUUCAAACCGAGUUUCAACUCAAGUGCAACAUGGAAGCUCUUGAGGGAUCAUCAACCGAUUAAUACAUGGCACAAGGGAAUUUGGUUCAAGAAUGCAACCCCCAAGUACUCAUUUNUCACAUGGUUGGCUAUCAACAACCGGUUGAAAACAUGUGAUCGAAUGCGUCAAUGGAACCUACUCACAGGGGGUUUGGAGAACAAUCACGGCCAAGCUACUGCUUAG
Messenger RNA from Arabis nemorensis, 303 nucleotides. Lineage: Eukaryota; Viridiplantae; Streptophyta; Magnoliopsida; Brassicales; Brassicaceae. The record is from the annotation of a GenBank genome assembly.